Molecule: messenger RNA, 1655 nt
Organism: Anopheles gambiae (African malaria mosquito)
Lineage: Eukaryota; Metazoa; Arthropoda; Insecta; Diptera; Culicidae
Exons: 3
Coding region: 66-1571 (501 amino acids)
Source: RefSeq, a predicted model, not a curated record
GCCGACGACUAUAAAUAGAGAAUGCCAUCAUCGAAAUCGAUCAAAAGUAGCAGCAAAUCUGCAACAUGAGGACGUUCUGCUUUGCUUUGACGAUUCUCUGCGCCUUCCAGAGCAUUCUGGCGUACCCGCGGCCAGACUUUGCCAUCAAUGGGACAGUGGCAACCUCGGUUACGGUGAGAACAGCUGCGAACGAGCUUGGUGCGAAGAUCAUUAACGCUGGUAAUGGUACCGUGGAGCUCACCUCCGGAUACACAGAGCUAACGACUCUCAGAACGGCUCUACAAUUCAUCGGUGAUGAGAUCGUCCGAGUCGCUGGCCCCCUGGCCUCGCAGCUGACCAAUCUGUCCACUGAUAAUGUUGGUCCGAUCGACACAGUGUACGGUGCUAUUAAUACCACUAUUCUCCAAUUCGAAGCAUUGAUUAGUGGAGGAUUAAACGGCACGAUCGCCAAUAUCACCACAGCCACGGGUAAUUACACCUACAUUGCGAAGCAGUUUCACGAUACGUUCAACAAUACGAAAACCACGCUGGGCGAGCUGAGGAUGGCACUCGAGCAGCUUAGAUUGAAUGUGACUAAGGCAAAGAGCAUGGCCGGUACAGCCAAUCCCAUACCGCCUGCCAUCAUUCUAACGUACGUUCCGGCCACAACCGUUAACGCAGUGAUCGCACAGAUCCGCAUCUUGCGUGAUCGCGUUUCGACCAUGACGUUCGUCAUCGACAGCUCGCUUGAAAAUCUUAAGUUUGCGGACCGAUUCAUAUUCUCGUUGAAGGAUGAAAUUGUGCGUAAUGCCGAUAGAUAUCCACUGUCAUACCAAGCGUUCCAAAUCAACCUCGGAGUGGAACAAAGCAAAGUUUAUUCAAUACUAGCAACCGGUCCCGGGUGCACCAUCAAUUUCAACAUUAGCAUUCAAAACGAGCUAGAAGCUAACCAACAGUACACGGACAAUCUGGCACCGAAGCUCAAUAACCUGUAUGUUGCCUACGAGGCGAUUGCUACUGAAGCUGAUAAAACGAACACAUCAUUCGCUGCGUACUCUGGGAAGGUGCCGACGCUGAUCGGCAACCGUACCACCGAGCUCGCCUUAAGCCUCUGCCCCUCGCUUCGAACGGUAUUGCAGGUGCAGAUUGCCAACGCUGGCUAUUCGGACUUUUGCUUCAGCAAGUACUCGUCGAUUGUGUUGUCGCAAGCUGCACUCACCAUCGACGCGUUCGACGUGUGCUUCGAGAAGGAGUUGCUUCGCCUGAUGAACCUCUCAACGAUUAUCGAGCGCAUGCUCAUGCAACUUUCGUUCAACACAGCCGAUCUUCUCAGUAAUCUGCAGGUGUGCCUUAGGAUCGCCGACCCGACUGCCGAGGGUGCAUGCUACACAAAGAUCGCUCCGUACUAUGCAGUGCUGGCCACGAAAGUCACAGCUCAUACAGCGACGGCCAUCAAUCUGGUGAAUGCUGAAACCAAGGCCAGCUACAACCGUCUCGGUGCCUGUCUCUACUCAUCGCUGUCAGUGACGGCUGUGAGUGCGGAAGAGAUUUCUGCGGAGGCUUCGAAGUGUCUGGAUGUCGGACCUCAAUGAUAGCAUUUCUUCUCUAAACACUACACUCUAAACAUACAAUACGAAGGUUCAAUCAUUGGAAAUAUAGUGCAAUGAUGACGUAAG